GCUGAAUCUUUCGUUUUUUUUGUGCCUCUUCGCUUACUUCGUAAUAUAACUGUUUUAAUCAUUUAGUAAAUAAUUUAAAUUCCACAAAAAGUAUAUGCUUAUAAAGCAAAGCACUUAAGGAAUUCAGUGAACAUCUUCUGAAAUUUCUGGCGUUGCAAUUUUUGUUGAGCGGAUUGUUUCUGACGCAUCCUUGUAUUGACUACUCAUCGUUAUAACCCCUAUGACAUGGAGACCCGGUGACCUGUUCUUUGCACACACCUUCUGCUUUUAGCAGCAUUUAACAAAAAGUUGCGCUGUUAUAGGUGUUGGUUUUGUUUGUUGUUUGAUUUGCACAGCUUCGUUUGUAUUUCUCAAAGGUUUGGCUGUACGAAACAUUCUGACUGAAAAUGACGUCCAGGUCUCAUUUUUCUUCAAUCCCAUUGUCGAAUCCUAAUCGUCGGUUUUAUGGACAGCCUCCUGCAGGUCCUAGUAACGUUGGACGUUCUCAACGGUCAAUGUCCGAAAGACUUUCACAGGUCUGGGAGCAGACAGAGGAGUAUUUUGAACCUGUGAAACCGUAUCUUACUCCAUUGGGUCGUUUUCUUAUUAUAGCAACUUUUUUUGAGGACUCUUUCCGUAUUUGCACACAAUGGGGCGAUCAAGUUGCGUUUAUGCGUGAUUAUCGUAGAUUUCGAUUUGGAACAGCUCCGCUUUUACUGUUCAUCAACGUAAUUUUGAUGUUCUUCGGCUCCCUACUUGUCGUUAUAAAGAGAAAACAGAUGUAUGCAAUUGCGUCGCUGCUUUUUGUUGUUGUUCUGCAAACUUUCUGUUACGGACUCCUCUUUGACGUUGAUUUCUUUUUCCGAAAUCUCAGUGUUAUUGGAGGUUUGGUUCUUGUAGCUGGAGACACAUUUAUCCAUCAUCGUGUCAAUCGUUUUGCUGGCCUUCCCGCUGUUUCGGAAACUAACAAGCGUACUUACUUCCAGCUCACUGGACGUGUCUUGCUUAUUUUUAUGUUUAUUGGUCUCUUGGCAAAAGAAACGAAUCGCACACCUACUCGGAUCUUAGUUCACAUCAUGUCAGCCAUUGCUUGUGUUAUGGUCGUUAUUGGUUUCAAGGCCAAGGUUUCUGCGACUAUCCUCGUUUUCAUCUUAAGCAUCUCCAAUUUUAUUAUUAACAGCUUUUGGACUCUUCCUAAAGAUAGUCCUCAUCGUGAUUUUUACCGUUAUGAUUUCUUUCAAACUUUGUCCAUCAUUGGUGGCUUAUUGUAUCUAGUUAACACCGGUCCUGGAAAGAUAUCUGUGGACGAAAAGAAAAAGUUCUAUUAAGAACACACAUUGUUUUAUUGUUCCCUUCCGGUACAUAUGGGCCCACAUCUCAACGCGCUGUAAUGUCCUUAGGAUCUUCACGAUUUUUAUCACUUCCUCUGCUAUAAAAUCCCCGCAUUGAAUGAAGCUACGAUUCUAAAGAACAGGUUGAAUAUAGCAUGUCGGCCUCAAAUUCAUCACGACAGAAAUAACCAAAUUUAUGACCUUCAACUCAUGUGAAUGAGUCUUUAGUAUAACAGUGAAAUUUGGAAUUACUUUGGUACAUAUUGAUUAAAUUGAGCGAGUAUGUAUUUCAUGGCUACUCAAAUUCCCGAUAAGGUAUCGAGAAAUUCUAUAAGCCUGAUCGUGUCUUUGGUUCUGCUAUUUAGUUUAUGAUUUGGUCCAAGAUGAUGGUAUAUGUGGUUGAGAAUACCAUUUACAUCGUUUAUAGUUCCCUUAUGAACUGCGUAGUAAGUACACGUAUUUACCGGGCACUUCCAAAGCACUUGAGAGUUUUUUUGAAUGUCAACAAGCUAUAGUUCGGGGUUAGUUCAAUGAAAAGCCAUAAUGCGCUGUAAGUGCAACUUACUCUAAUUUUUUUUAAAAGCGGUAAAUUCCGUUGACGAUGAAAAUAAUGUUUUGACUUUUCCAAAAGCGAAUUAACCUUUGUGGAAUUUUCAGGAAGAAGUGUGUCCACUAUUGAGUUUGCAUUUUUAGAUGAGCUUGAAUGUGAUCUGCCCUUUUUCGUAUAUGGUUUAAUACCAUGUGAGUUAAGAACGAGUUUUGACCAUAUUGAAGGAAUAUCCGGCAACGAUUCUGAAUAUAGAGUCUCCAAAAUAUUAUAAAAUUCGUGAUAUAUGCUCAAAGAGCACCAAUAAAUAUUGUCUGCGUUCAUCCGCCUCACUAGAUAUGGGAUAUGGUUGAGAAGUGCGGACUCUGCAUGCAUUGAAGUAAACUUCAAACAAUUUAUUAUAUCUUUUGUGUAUUGAUCCUUCAUGUAAUCCGAACUUGGUAGUCCGAAGUACGCCUUCUUGACCAAAGUUUCCCACAGUUGGGCUUUGAGAACAUCUUCUUCUGUGGCAUCUACUUUUCCAUCCAUACUUUCCCUGUCUGUUUGAGCCAGCCGAAGAGCAGACCUUGCUUUCACUCGAAACAGGGAACGCGCCUCCUGAAGAUUAACCGAAUAACCACAAAACUCUUUAAGGGAUACAAACAAAUAAGAACUUAACCAAUGUGGGAAUGACUGCAUGUAAUAAAGAAGCGCCUCCGCAUGUCCUUCAAUUCGUACUCGCGUUUGCAAGGGUGUUUCCUUAAAUUUUGUGGACAUAAGAUUACACCAGUCCCAAAAAGAAAGUGAUUGAAUGUCCCAUGGAGUAUUACAUCCGCUGUAGACAUCUUGAAGUGUUUUCCAAAGUUCAUCUGCUUCAUUAUUCGGUUCCACUAUUCGCAAACCUGGAACAGUUUUUGAGUUAUUUGGGAAAAAUAAGGCAGUUGUUCUAUGUGAAAUGUAAAGACGUUUGUCAAACUGUCGAGUAUCGAUGGAAAUUGAUGACGGUGCUUGUAGCGUAAGUUCCGUUUUUAUGAUAUUGCUUGAAACCUUAGCUUUAGAAUCCUUACGUUUCAAACGAGUUUUAUGAAUAGCCUCAUUCACAUCAUUUAUUAUAUGCAAGUUUGAUUCGCGUAUUCUUUGAAAGAAUGGGGAUUCUUCCCAAACAUGAGAAGAAGAAAAUCCAACCAUUUGGGAUAUGAGAAAGCGAAUAUGUUUAUAUACAAGGAAGGAGGCCUCAAACUUGUGUUUCAAAAUAAGACAACGAUAGAUGUCAACAAUAUAUUCGUUGUAAUCUUCAAGAGUUCCC
Messenger RNA from Schizosaccharomyces japonicus yFS275, 3142 nucleotides. RefSeq names its product cargo receptor for soluble protein. The transcript is spliced from 2 exons. Gene Ontology annotation, cellular component: membrane. The record is from RefSeq and is a predicted model, not a curated record. Bases 387 to 1307 code for a protein of 306 amino acids. NCBI's taxonomy places the organism in Eukaryota, Fungi, Ascomycota, Schizosaccharomycetes, Schizosaccharomycetales, Schizosaccharomycetaceae.